AUGGUUCCCAUUGGUGACGAAGAGGUCACAUGUACGGGUCACAAUUGUGGGUACCCCAUGGGCGAUGAGGCUCUGAUUGACUGUGCGAAGCUCCCACUCAGUAGCAACGACUGGGAGGUCGGAACUGUCACACUCUGUGAGUCUUGCCUCAGAGAGUUGUGUGGGGAACAGUGUCUGUCCGGUUCGGACGGUUCGUUGAAUACUUACUAUUGUCGUUUUAGUGGUUACCAUGGUAACAUCGCACGGAUUCCCGACAACCCAGUGCUGUUAGAACAUAACCUGCCAGAAACAUCGGAUGCGCACGGAUGACAUUUAAUUCGUGAUUGUUUUCAUCAUCGGAGUUCAUCAGGAAGGCGAAAGAAAGGGAGAUCUGCAUUCAAAAGGCACAGAGCUUUCCGGAUUGCAGGAAAAUGUUGUCAAUGUACCAGUAUUUUAUAUUUGCCCAAUUGAGUAU
Messenger RNA from Sphaeroforma arctica JP610, 454 nucleotides. RefSeq lists its product as hypothetical. NCBI's taxonomy places the organism in Eukaryota, Ichthyosporea, Ichthyophonida. The record is from RefSeq and is a predicted model, not a curated record. Bases 1 to 309 code for a protein of 102 amino acids. The transcript has a single exon.